Anolis carolinensis (green anole) is the source of this 7791-nucleotide messenger RNA. RefSeq names its product phosphatidylinositol-4,5-bisphosphate 3-kinase catalytic subunit alpha (gene pik3ca). The record is from RefSeq and is a predicted model, not a curated record. Lineage: Eukaryota; Metazoa; Chordata; Lepidosauria; Squamata; Anolidae. Gene Ontology annotation, cellular component: phosphatidylinositol 3-kinase complex, class IB; cytoplasm; phosphatidylinositol 3-kinase complex, class IA. The coding region runs from base 646 to 3852 and encodes 1068 amino acids. Gene Ontology annotation, biological process: phosphatidylinositol-mediated signaling; cell migration; phosphatidylinositol-3-phosphate biosynthetic process. Gene Ontology annotation, molecular function: 1-phosphatidylinositol-4-phosphate 3-kinase activity; 1-phosphatidylinositol-3-kinase activity. The transcript is spliced from 23 exons.
UCCUCGGCCGCCCCGGGUUUGUUGAUGUCCGCCUCUGCCUGGCUCUGUUUUCCUCUCACUCCUCCGCGCGCCGUCUCUUCCUCCCGACAGAGGUCCUCAUCUACAUCCGGGGUCACGCCUUUCUUUUACUCCCUUCCUGUUCUGGGUGUGUGAGAGUGUUUUGUUUGUUGCUUCUUUGAGGGAAGAAGAUGAAGCAGGUGUGGAGCUGAAGGAAGAGGUAUUUCCGGCAAACGCUGAGUGACGGGUUGGUUAUGUUGAUCAAGAAUGUGCUCUUCAUCGGCUUUAUGAGUCUCAGAAAUAAAAAUGUUGAAUAUAAUUGUAGAUUUAGCUCUCUGUUGUAAAAGUUCAAACAGUACGGUGUCCCAGAGUUGAAAAACAGUUCAUGUCGGCAAUGUUUUUGGAUUAUGUCAAGAGACCUACAUCUUUGUAUGGUACGUCAUGUGAAUACCACAGAACUUCUGAAAAAGUAACCAUCAUGUGAAUUAGAGGACUGUGUGGGAUCUGCCUGAUCCAAAAGGACAAGAAAUUGCAGGAGUGGGGCAAUGUACGUCCAACAGAUGUGUUCACCCUACAGAGAAAAAGAUUUUCCUGCAGGAGUCUACAAACUUAGUAUUUUGAUAUCUCUUAAGAGAACCUAUCUGCAAAAUGCCUCCAAGGCCAUCAUCUGGGGAACUAUGGGGCAUCCACUUAAUGCCACCAAGAAUCCUAGUGGAAUGUCUUCUACCAAAUGGUAUGAUCGUGACUUUAGAAUGCCUCCGUGAGGCCACUUUGUUAAAUAUUAAACAUGAACUCUUUAAAGAAGCUAGAAAAUACCCCCUCUAUCAACUCCUUCAAGAUGAGUCUUCUUACAUUUUUGUAAGUGUUACACAAGAAGCAGAAAGAGAAGAAUUUUUUGAUGAAACACGGCGACUAUGUGACUUACGGCUCUUCCAGCCCUUUCUAAAAGUUAUAGAGCCAGUAGGCAACAGGGAAGAGAAGAUUCUUAAUCGUGAGAUCGGUUUUGCUAUUGGCAUGCCUGUCUGUGAAUUUGACCUGGUGAAAGAUCCAGAAGUUCAAGACUUCAGAAGAAACAUUCUUAAUGUUUGUAAAGAAGCAGUAGAUUUGCGGGAUGUUAAUGCACCCCAUAGUAGAGCAUUGUACGUCUGUCCCCCGAACAUAGAAUCUUCGCCUGAGUUGCCCAAGCACAUAUACAGUAAACUUGAUAAAGGGCAAAUAAUAGUGGUGAUAUGGGUUAUUGUCUCCCCUAACAAUGACAAGCAGAAGUACACCUUAAAAAUAAAUCACGACUAUGUACCAGAACAAGUAAUUGCUGAAGCAAUCAGGAAAAAAACACGAAGCAUGUUGCUGUCGUCAGAACAGCUAAAGCUCUGUGUGUUGGAGUACCAGGGGAAGUAUAUUUUAAAAGUAUGUGGUUGUGAUGAAUAUUUGCUAGAAAAACACCCCCUGAGUCAGUAUAAGUAUAUUCGGAGCUGCAUCAUGCUUGGUCGAAUGCCCAACUUGAUGCUGAUGGCUAAGGAAAGUCUUUAUACCCAACUGCCAUUGGAUACCUUCACAAUGCCAUCUUAUUCUCGACGUAUCUCUACAGCUACACCAUACAUGAAUGGAGAAUCUUCUGCAAAAUCUCUCUGGGCUAUUAACAGUAAUCUUAGAAUCAAGAUUCUCUGUGCCACUUAUGUAAAUGUAAAUAUUCGGGACAUUGACAAGAUCUAUGUCCGGACUGGAAUAUAUCAUGGUGGAGAACCAUUGUGUGAUAAUGUGAAUACGCAGAGAGUACCUUGCUCCAAUCCCAGAUGGAAUGAAUGGCUGCAAUAUGAAAUGCAAGUUCUUGAUCUCCCACGUGCUGCUCGGCUUUGCCUUUCUAUCUGCUCUGUCAAAGGCAGAAAGGGAGCAAAGGAGGAGCACUGCCCAUUGGCGUGGGGGAAUAUUAACAUGUUUGAUUACACAGACACGCUUGUUUCUGGCAAAAUGGCUCUGAAUCUGUGGCCUGUACCUCAUGGGUUGGAAGACCUGCUCAAUCCCAUUGGAGUCACUGGAUCAAAUCCAAAUAAGGAAACUCCCUGUUUGGAGUUAGAAUUUGAUUGGUUUAGCAGUCCUGUAAAGUUUCCUGACAUGUCAGUAAUUGAAGACCAUGCCAAUUGGACUAUCUCUCGAGAGCUAGGAUUUAACUACAGUCAUGCUGGACUGAGUAAUAGACUAGCUAGAGACAAUGAAUUAAGAGAGAGCGAUAAAGAGCAACUCCAUGCAAUCUGCACUCGAGACCCUCUGUCUGAAAUAACUGAACAAGAAAAGGACUUUCUUUGGAGCCACAGGCACUAUUGUGUCAAUAUGCCAGAAAUUCUUCCUAAGCUGCUUUUGUCUGUUAAAUGGAACUCAAGAGAUGAAGUAGCCCAGAUGUACUGCUUGAUAAAAGACUGGCCUCCCAUCAAGCCUGAACUAGCAAUGGAGCUUUUGGAUUGUAAUUACCCAGAUCCAAUGGUGCGAUCAUUUGCAAUUCGGUGUUUGGAGAAAUACUUGACAGAUGACAAACUCUCACAGUAUUUGAUUCAGUUGGUACAGGUUCUGAAAUAUGAGCAAUACUUGGAUAAUCUGUUGGUGAGGUUUUUACUCAAGAAGGCACUGACCAAUCAGAGAAUAGGGCACUUCUUCUUUUGGCAUCUAAAGUCUGAAAUGCACAAUAAAAAUGUGAGCCAGAGGUUUGGUCUGCUUUUGGAGUCCUACUGCCGUGCAUGUGGGAUGUACCUGAAACACCUGAGCAGACAAGUGGAAGCUAUGGAAAAACUGAUUAACCUCACAGACAUCCUUAAACAAGAGAAAAAGGAUGAAACACAAAAGGUACAGAUGAAAUUCCUUGUGGAACAAAUGAAGCGGCCAGACUUCAUGGAUGCAUUGCAAGGCUUUAUAUCCCCUCUCAAUCCCGCUCAUCAGCUUGGAACUCUUAGGCUGGAGGAGUGCAGAAUUAUGUCCUCUGCUAAGAGACCAUUAUGGCUUAAUUGGGAAAACCCAGAUAUUAUGUCUGAGCUGCUGUUUCAGAACAAUGAGAUCAUCUUUAAAAAUGGGGAUGAUCUACGUCAGGAUAUGCUCACACUUCAAAUAAUUCGAAUUAUGGAAAACAUUUGGCAAAAUCAAGGCCUUGAUCUUAGGAUGUUGCCUUAUGGUUGUUUAUCUAUUGGUGACUGUGUGGGACUCAUUGAGGUAGUAAGAAAUUCACAUACAAUCAUGCAGAUCCAAUGCAAAGGUGGUCUUAAAGGUGCACUGCAGUUCAACAGUCAUACAUUACAUCAGUGGCUCAAAGAUAAGAACAAGGGGGAAAUGUAUGAUCCUGCUAUUGAUUUGUUUACACGCUCUUGUGCUGGCUAUUGUGUAGCUACUUUCAUAUUGGGAAUUGGAGAUCGCCACAAUAGCAAUAUUAUGGUGAAAGAUGAUGGGCAGCUGUUUCAUAUCGAUUUUGGACACUUCUUGGAUCACAAAAAGAAGAAGUUUGGCUACAAACGAGAGCGUGUGCCAUUUGUCUUAACACAAGAUUUCUUGAUAGUGAUUAGUAAAGGAGCCCAAGAAUGUACUAAAACAAGGGAAUUUGAGAGAUUUCAAGAAAUGUGCUACAAGGCAUAUCUAGCAAUUCGGCAGCACGCCAAUCUUUUCAUAAACCUCUUCUCCAUGAUGCUUGGAUCGGGGAUGCCAGAACUGCAGUCUUUUGAUGACAUUGCAUAUAUUCGCAAAACUCUUGCUUUAGACAAAACUGAACAGGAAGCACUUGAGUAUUUCAUGAAACAGAUGAAUGAUGCUCAUCAUGGCGGAUGGACAACAAAAAUGGACUGGAUCUUCCACACAAUCAAACAACAUGCCUUGAACUGAGACUAAAUGAAAGACCAUUUCUAACAGCCCAUUUUGUGGAUGUUCCACUGCACUUCUGACAUUUUGGCAGUAAGGAAUUCACUGUGCAUGAAUUGCACCAACCAAGAACAUCAUUUGAACUUUCAAGAGAGUAAAAAUUCAAAGUUAUAAACCAGGUUUUGAAACACUAAAAAUUGCGCAUUUCAAAGUUUAACUUUCUUAUGUGUACAGUCAUUUUAUGCCUUAAGUCCAGAAACUUUGAAGAAUUGUUUAUCUUAGUUUGUUUAAUUAGAGAAUCUGUGCCAGCAUUAAAUCCAGUCUUUCACAUGGUCCACUUAGCCCGGUGAAAAUGGAAUGAAUGUCAGUGCGAACAAUUGAAAAAAAAAAGGAAAGUUCAACAAUAUAGUCUGUUGCUCUAGACAGAAUGAAUUUUCAUCUCCCACAAACUCUGCUCAGUAAAAUAUAGGAGAUGGUGCCUUUAUAAUAUCAGAUAUAAUUGGUGGAUUUAAGAGUAGCAGUCUUAGUUUUUGACUGGCCAUUUAGUUUUGACUGACUAUCUAGUCCUUAGGAAUAGAUCUUAAGAUUCUGCUGGACAGUAUUAGUAGAGUUUUAAUAGUACCUCCCCUCCAGCUCAAAUGUCUGGCUAAUGGGGAGGAUUGGGUUUAGUGCAACACCUUACAUUUUAUUUUUUCUAACCUAAACCUCAGAACAUUUUUCAUGCAUGCUUUCCAGAGCCUAAAAUAAAGAGGUGAGUUGUUAGAAUUAAAGAUUAUUUUUAUAAGGUUAUUUAUAUAACAGAAACUAUUAAUAUAUAAUAUUUCUUUACAUUGAUUUGUCAAUUUUAAUUCUGCAGACCACUUUUCUGUCUAACAACCUGAUUGCAUAAGCCACUAAAUUGUUGUUGUAGUGACCUGUAGGGUCAGGUGUUUAAGUCCCUGUGCUGGCCCAGGGGGUGAUGUCCAUGUGUGUUGAGGCGUGACUCUAAAGCCAUUAUAGAAACAGCUGCCCCACGGACCCUGCAUUGAGUAUUUUCCCUACAUCAUGGGAUUUCCUAAAUUCUGGCAGAUGCUGAUUUAGGGGCUUUCAAAUGGUAUUGGACAGAGCAACAUAGGUGUGUCCCACUUCACAUGUUUAGGGUGCUGCCUGGUGAAAGUAGGACAAAUAUCUGCUCCUGCAAUGGCUCACUGAGAGCCAGCUACUGCCAGUUGUCCUCAUUCACUUGCCUAGUAGGGUGUUCUAUUGAAUUCAGUGAGACUUGCUUCCAAAUAAACUUGUUUUACAAUCAGUUUAUCCAGCUCUGUUGAUUAAAACAGCUUUCCCCAACCUUGAACCCGUAAGAAGUAUUCAGCUACAAUCCGCACAACUAAUGCUUGGAGAAGUUUAGUUUAUAAUCAAGGUUCUCAAACUCUGAUAGUGAUUUUAAAUUAAGCCUCAAACAUUUGCUGAAGUUCAGAUUGUAAAAGAAAGCAAAAUGGAUUUGACAGCUGAUCACUGGAAAUCAAAGCAAAUCAAAAAUUCCAGACUUGUAUGAUGUACCAAGGAAGAACAUGUGGGUGGUAUUGCCAUCUUGCGAAAAGCAAAAAACUCUUUGAUUGGCUUUCAGUUCUGUUGAUUAACACAUGCAUAAGAGAGACUUACAUAGAUUGUGAAGUUAAAAGGUGAGAAGCAGAACCUUUAUUUUCUGACCUAGUCUUGGCACAAACUAAAGCAGCUUGUCGGAAGAGCUUUACUUCUACUGACAGUUGCUUGUAUAAGAAAAGCUGGCUGUGGAAAAUCAAGCAAGAAGAUAAAUUGUUAACUAGUACUUCCAUUGUUUUGGUAAUGUGAGACCCUUUAGAUCUUUGUCCAAACAGGCAACAUUUUUUAAAAUUAUAUAGUGCAUUAUCUUGUUAAUUCCUAACUUUGCAGCCCACCUCUGUCUCAGUCCUUUUCCUUGGAACAGUUAGAAAGUGACAUCUUAAUCACAAUUUUUGACAAAUAAUUUUUCACCAUGAUCAUUAAAUAGUCCUUGUACUGCAAAAUACAUGGUAAUCUCUAGCAUGCAGAGCUUACCAGCCAAUGUUUUAUAAUUGGGGUGGGGUGUGUGUGCGUGUGUGCGUGUACAUAUAUAUAUGUAUAUCUCUGUAUAACAAUCUGAAACUGAUAAAGCUGGUAAAAACUAGCAGAACUGCUAGUACAAUUUGUUCCACAAAAAACCCCACACAAUUAUAGCACCAAAUAUUUUGGACCCUGGAUGCACAAGGUGCCAUUCCUUCCACUUUGAUGUUGUUGUCUCACUUGAGUCAUAGAAUUUGAAAAUGUUUUUAGAGAUUUGGAUAAUUGAAUGCACUUGCUUUUUCUUCUAUCCUCAAAUCUAGGUAUUACUCAGAGUGCAAUACCAAUUGGAAUAUAAUGUGCUGAUGUUGGAUAUUAGAAUAUAAACAUUGCAAAUAAAUUUGUAUAGACUGUAAGUGGCUGAAAGGUUAUUUUUUUUUUGAGCAAGUUAAAUUUUUGAGUGUGCAGUCCAUUGUUGCGAGUUUGAAUUUCUUGUCAUACAGAAUUGACUGCUCUAGCAAUAUGACUGAAACAUAGCCAGCUAUGGUGAGAAGACACUGAUAUAGGUGCAGAUAAUGCCAUGAUGGUUUGUAGAUGCUCGAGUCCAGAGUGGGUAAAAAUCAUAAAGAGGAUUGUCAAUAUUGACCACUAUCUUGAAGUUUACACAUAUAUGUGUCCAGAAAAUAAAAGACAAGCUCAUAUCUUAUUAGGCUUUUAUUUUAGAAAAAAAAACACUGUGUCAUAUGGAAAACUGUGUUUGAACCUGAGUAUUUCAAAAGCCAUUUGUAAUAAGGCAUGUUAGAGUUGUGAUGAAUGGUGUAUUGAUCUGAUGUUACAAUUGGGAUGUCUACAUUUGCUUUCUGGACUCCAGCCAGAAACCUUAAAUAUUGUAAUUUUCUGCUGAUAUUUUUUUGAAGUCCUCAUAUGCAUAGUUGAAUGAUGUUAAGCUGAAAAAUAUGCAGUGUAUGCUGAAGACUAAAAACCACUGCAAAAUAACAAUUCAGUUCUUAGAUCUGGGUUGCUAUCAAACACAGGUUCUUAAAAAGCAUGCAGCAUACAUAUUAGGAAAGGUAUACAUCUUUGAGGAAUGUUCUAAUUGUGCAUUCCUACAUUCCUGCAUUCCUACAUUCCUAAAUGGCAGCAAAUUGGAGAAGAUAACCCUUGUAGUCCCAUAACAAAUUGAAGCUGCUCCUGCUAAAACCUGAUGUUUCAUUGGCACUUCUCUAGUUAUUCUCAGGUACCAUGGAUAGGUAUAAUGGUUCAGAAGUUGAAGAUCAUCAUUGUUAUAACUAUAAAGUCAAAGUGGGUUUUCCUUUACAUUUCAUGUCCAAAAUUCAUUUCUUUGUCCCCAUUAUUUCAAUGAGUCUACUCAAGAUGACACAAUAUUUCAGUCAGGAGCUGCGCUGCAGAGAUAGUUCAAGAAUUGCAUAUUUAUUCCCUAACAAUAGUCUUUGCUGUACCUUGAUUCUUUAGACUUUUUUCCUGACAUGGUAUUUGCUAUCAAAGUGUUAACAGUCACUUGCUACCAGGUCUUCUCACCAUGCAAACCACUUUGGUCUCACUUUUUCUGACUUGGCAGGUGAACUUAGUUGGUAUCUUUCAAGUGUCUGAAUUUGGUCCAGGAGCCUCACUUUGAUGAUAAAUCUUUUGUCACUCUUCUUGAUAAAAUUUGAAUAUAGUAUAUUACAUUUGUGCUCUGAAUAUGAAUGGUGGUAAAGUAAAUUUAAAGCAUUUUAGCAACAUGAAAUCCAUUGGGUUUGGGAUUACCUGAAAAGGAGAAAAACCCCUGUGUACUUUAUAGUAAUGAAUAAAACGUAGAUAGAUAUAUUGUGACGGGAUUGCCCAUUCAAUUUGUAUUUCGUUACUUUCAUGUAAAUCUGUUUUUACGAGUAUUCAGUAAAUGUUUGCUAAUAUUCUUUCAUCUUA